UACUGAUAUGAUUCGACGACGAUCGGUCAACUACGAUUAUUACAAUAUUGCCUUAAACUUAAAAUAAAAUAAUAUUGAUGAGUUUUUAUUUUAUCCAAAAAUAGGUGAAUUUCAUUUCUACUACUAAUUUGUUUCAAUAAAAACUACUUAAUUUCUUGUCAUCACGUAAUAAACGUGUACCUAGAACAUAAAUAAUAGUUGUUUUAUUCAUAAUCAGAAUCAAAUAAGUUACACCUUUGUGACAUUUGGUUUACUGUUUUACAAAGAAUGGGUUUUUCAAUGCUCAAGUGAAAUAACUAGGAAUAUUCAUUCUUCUAUUUGUAAAAUAUAUAGAUUAUUAAGUAAUUGUAAAAACAAUGGGUGGCAAAACAACUAAACUAUUUAAAAACUCAAUCCAAACGAGUUCUAAAGAUAAUAGUUCCAAAGCUCAUGAAAAACUAAAUAACUAUGACACCCAUCAACCAGAUGCAAUUGCCGUUAAAAAUCCUAUAAGUCCAUUUGUUUACUCUAGAAGAGGAUCAAUGUAUGUGGAUGAAGAUGGCGAUACUGCACAUGAAUUUUAUGUUGAAACAAAAGUAGGAUCAAAAGUAACACUGAAAAAAAUUGGUAAUCAACAUUUAAAACCGCAGGGUGAUGUACCUUUAGACGUGCCAUGUAUAAGGAACGAUUAUCCAGUGGUUCUUUUGGACCAAAGUUUUUCAAAGGAAUGAUUGGUGAAGUAAAAACACUAUCUAUCACAAUGAUUGUUCCUGUGAUAUUGUUCUUUCUCCGAUCUAAUAAAAACUUAUAUUUUAUACACAACUUAUAAUUUGCAUCCAUUGCAAU
Sipha flava (yellow sugarcane aphid) is the source of this 825-nucleotide messenger RNA. RefSeq names its product tumor suppressor candidate 2-like. Lineage: Eukaryota; Metazoa; Arthropoda; Insecta; Hemiptera; Aphididae. The record is from RefSeq and is a predicted model, not a curated record. Gene Ontology annotation, biological process: regulation of mitochondrial membrane potential. Gene Ontology annotation, cellular component: mitochondrion. The transcript has 4 exons. The coding region runs from base 357 to 710 and encodes 117 amino acids.